AGGUGUUGCUUCCAAAGUAAAACUUUUACUCUGCACCUCUUAAUACGUCUCCUUUCGUCGUCCAACGUUUGUUUUUGGGCAAGAUGGAUCCGGCGCUUGGCGUGAUGUCGCCGCUACUCCACGAGGCCCAUGGCAUCGAUGGCAUGUUGGAGGACGCGGUGGAGGAGAUCACCGGCAACGCUUUCCUCGACAGCUUCCCCAUGGAGUCGCCCAACGCCGGCGGCGCGGCGGGUUCGUCGUCGCCCGCAGAGGUACCGGCUGGCACUCCCUGCAGCUUCUGCUCCCAGUCGUCCACCACGCGGCUGCUGCCCAAGGAUGGCCUCUAUGUCUGCGCCGGCUGCGUGGCGAAGCAGGGCGAUGCUCCGCGCAGUUUCCCCCUCGGCACCUUCAAGUGCUGCCCUACCUCGACGGAGGGCGUGGACGGCGACGUGGUGCGCUGCGCCGGGUGCUUUCGCUGGUACCACGCCCACUGCGUCGGCAUCACGGACGGCGUGCUGCGCAGCUACGUGACGCUGUCCACGACGUCGUGGUACUGCCCCGAGCCGACCUGCUGUGAUCGGGUGCUGCAGAGGCACCUGAAGCGGUAG
This is a messenger RNA of Leptomonas pyrrhocoris, 587 nucleotides long. RefSeq lists its product as hypothetical. The transcript has a single exon. The record is from RefSeq and is a predicted model, not a curated record. The coding region runs from base 84 to 587 and encodes 167 amino acids. Lineage: Eukaryota; Euglenozoa; Kinetoplastea; Trypanosomatida; Trypanosomatidae.